UGAAGAUGGCCACAGAUCGAGGAAACAGACGUUGUGUAAAUUAACGGAAACUUUGGAGGUAGCGGCCGGAGCUCAGUGUCCGGGUGAGAGCGACGCUUCCCCGGGAGAGAAUCCCCGUGUCCCCGCUGUCUGCACCAGAUCCCAGUGGGCCGUGCAGUGGUCCUCUCAUCAUAAUGGUUCCACCAUGAACCAGCAGCCUCUGGAUCUCUGGUUCUGCGAGGAGUGUCAGGACCACUUCCUGGACGAGUGUCCCUCACACGGCCCCCCCCUGUUUGUCCCUGACACGCCCGCCAUCCCGGGGCUGGCCAACAGGGCGGCUCUCACGGUCCCAGGAGGUCUGGAGGUCUUCUCAGAGGGAAGUCAGGUGGAUGUUCGCUGUGCGGACGCAACCAUCCCCAAGGGGGCGGUGUUCGGUCCGUAUGAGGGACAGCUGGUGUCUCAAGACAAAUCGUCCGGCCUCUUCUCCUGGAUCGUUGUUGAUGUGAACAACACGUGUCAGUCCAUCGAUGGCAGUGAUGACACCAGAGCAAACUGGAUGAGGUUCGUCCGGACCUCGUCUGAGGAGCGCGACAGGAACCUGACGGCGUUCCAACACGGUGAGAGCAUCUACUUCAGAGCGAGUCGGAGGCUGGAGGCCGGAGACAAGCUGAGGGUCUGGUACAGUGACGACUACGUCCAGCGGCUUCACUGUGUUCUUCAGAGGAGCAUCCACUGCAACCUGGACUCAGAAACCAGGAAGCCAGAGGUCCUGCCCAAUGUGCAGAGAGACCACCUGCAGUCAGUGGUGCAGGGCAAAGCCUGCCCCAGUCAUCAACCCAGUGACGAGUCCGACAGUCAGCCUCCUGCCAAGAGGAAGAGGAUAGACCUCAUCUUCAAAGAUGUCCUCGAAGCUUCUCUGGUGGACCCCAGCAAGUCCAGGUCCCAGUCGUCCCUCCACAGUGAGUGCAAAGUGCCCGCCCUCUGGUUGGGCUUGAAGUCGACUGAGAGUGGCUCCAACGUCCUGAGCCUGAAGGCAGAGGAGAAGGAGGAGCAGAACCAGGAGGCCUCCACCUCCUUCUGCCUCAACUGUGUCAAGCUGAAGAGCAGGAUCCUGGAGCUGGAGGAGGAGCUCUCCCGUGUCAGAGGAGAACAGGUAGGCGUGGUCGGGCCGUCGGUGUCCGGGCAGAGCCAUCGCGAUCAGGUCCCCCCCCACCCUGAGCAAGGACCCAUCGAAGACUUUCAAGGGAUGGACCCCUUGACCCCCGCCCGGGUGGUUCUAGAUGAAGACGACCAGGACGUGGACUCGGCUGACGAGUCGAUUGCUGCAGAUCUUGUGAUUGUUGCGGAGGACUCUUCCAAGCUCUCCUCUGCAGGAGGCCGGCGGAUUCGUCGUUUCAAGCAGGAGUGGCUGAAAAAGUUCUGGUUCCUUCGCUACUCACCGACCCUGAAUGAGAUGUGGUGCCACGUCUGCCGCCAGUACACCGUCCAGUCAUCCCGAACAUCUGCCUUCAUCAUUGGCUCGAAACAGUUCAAAAUCCACACAAUCAAGCUCCACAGCCAGAGCAACCUCCACAAGAAGUGUCUGCAGCUGUACAAGCUGCGCAUGCACCCAGAGAAGACGGAAGAGAUGUGCAGGAACAUGCUGCUGCUGUUCAACGCAGCCUACCACCUGGCCCUGGAGGGAAGGCCCUUCUCAGACCUCCGUCCACUGGCGGAGCUGCUGAAGAAGUGUGAGCUCAAAGUGGUGGAUCAGUACAUGAAUGAAGGAGACUGUCAGAUCCUGAUCCACCACAUCUCCCGGGCUUUAAAAGAAGACUUGGCUGAGAAGAUGCGCCUGUCCCCCUUUCUGAGCAUCAUAAUGGAUGCCCAGAAUGACGACCUUUUCUCAGACAUGGUGGCAGUCUAUGUGCAGUUCAUAACCAAUGAGGGAUCACCCAACACUGAGUUCCUGUCCUUGCAGAGACUGAGCGUGGCCAGUGUGGACGGAUAUCUCCAGGCCAUAGAACGAGCCUUUGGCGUUCUGGGACUCAGGUUUCAGGACUCGAUGGUUGUGGGUCUCGGGGUGGACGGUACUAACAUCUCUUCAGGAAUGAGAGCCAAUCUGUACAUAGCUGUGCAAAAGUCUUUUCCCUGGAUCCUCUGUCUUCCCAUCAUGAUCCACCGGCCUCAUCUUGAGGUGCUGGACGCCAUCAGUGGGAAGGAGCUCUCCUGUCUCGAGGACCUGGAAAACAACCUUAAGCAACUCCUCAGUUUCUACCGCUACUCCCCUCGUAUGAUGGCCGAGCUACGGUGCACUGCUCCGACUCUGUCAGAGGAGACGGAGUUCCUUGGAGACAUCAGAGCCAUUCGAUGGAUCAUUGGAGAACCAAAUGUCCUUAAUGCACUCAUCAAGGAUUACUUGGAGGUAGUUGCCCAUCUGAAGGAGAUCAGCAGCCAGACCCAGAGAGAUGAUGCUGCAGCCAUCGCUCUCACUCUCCUCCAGUUCCUCAUGGACUAUCAAUCAGUAAAGCUCAUCUACUUCCUCCUGGACAUCAUAGGGGUUCUUUCCCGGUUAGCCUUCACCUUCCAGGGAGAGUACCUGCUGGUGUCACAGGUGGAAGCCAAAGUCAAGGAGGCCAUUCAGGAGAUAGGCCAGUUGGUGGACUGCCCUGGAGAGUAUCUACAGGAGUUCCAGGAAAACUUCGGUGAAAGUUUCAACGGCGUGGCUCUAAAGAAUCUGCGUGUUGCUGAGUCCAAGUUCCAGUCGAUCCGAGAAAAGAUUUGCAACAAGAGCCAAGGCAUCCUCUCCCAGAGGCUGGAUCUGCAAAGCUGCUCAUUUGCCAAAGCCUGUAAGGUCCUGGACCUGUCCACUUGGCCUCACAACCGGGAGGACCUUCAAGCCUACGGGCAGGAGGAAAUCCAGCUGAUAUUCAAACAUCUGGAGUCCAUUCCUUCUGUAGGUCAAGAGAGCUCCCGGGCCAGGACAGAGUUCAGAGGCUCCCUGGUGGUGGAAUGGAAGGAUCUGAAAGCAGACUACUACAGCAUGAACGGCUUCAAAGAAGUCAUCAGUCACAUCUGCAGGUACAAGCAGCGUUUUCCUCUGCUGAACCGGAUUGUGCAGGUGGUCAGGGUGCUGCCAAGUUCCACGGCCUGCUGCGAUAAAGGACGAGGUUCUCUACAGAAGAUGUGCAAGAACAACCGUUCCCGGCUGACCCUGGAGCAGAUGAACGACCUUCUGACCGUGGCCGUUAACGGACCGUCCAUCCACAGCUUCGAUGGGAAGCGAGCGUUGGACAGCUGGUUCGAGGAGAAGUCUGGCAACAGUUACUCUCGGUCAACGGAGGUGUUGAGCAGGACGUCAACUGCUGACCAGAAGUCUGUUUUGCAUAGUGUUGACGUCAACACAGAGUUUUACCCAGACAUCUAACCGGCUCUCCCAGGGCCGUUCGCUGAGCUAAUGGAGGCUGAUCUUUAGUUUAGGAUUGGGAAUCAUCAGACGAGGAAUUAGCCGCUGGGUAGAUAUGAGCCCUCGUCUCCCUCUGCUAUGUCUUUUAUCACGAGUCGAACGUUUAUCCUGAAAAACGCAAGAUGUUUUGAUAUUUUGGCCAAUCUCAAUCCAUCCCUAUAUAAAGUAGAUGAAUUAAAAAGUCAGUAAUCGAUUUAUUUCAGACUGUGUUCCUUCUCCUUUGCUCUCCACAUGUGUGUUGAUACCUGAGGGCAACCGAAGUCUGCUCAAACCUGAUUGGUCGAGCUGGAAACAGGAACCAGAAGCUUCUGGUCCCUGGACACAGAUUCUGCUUCACCUGUAGAGAAAAGAGAAAUAACCGCACCGUGGUUGUACAGAUUCAGUCAACAUACAUUUCUCCCCAGGUUAUUAUAAAGUCACUGUGACCUUUGACCUCUGUAUCAAAUCAGUUGACCUUUGAGUUCUUGAAAUAUCAUGUUCACAAGAAUGGGACGGACGAUAACCUGAAGACGUAAAGCUUUCGGCCACUGGGUGUCGCCGGUGAGGAGAAGUCAGUUUCACACGAGGAACAAUCCAACGAGUGAAUCCAUUAGAAACACACAGCCUGCUUCACCCUGUACAAACUGUAUAAACUGUUUAUGCUUUUCAACUGGUUUGUAAAGAGACUAUUUUUCUCUUGAAUUGAGGAUUCAGACAUUUUGACUGAAUGCAAGAACAGAAGAAAAGGUGCUGACCUGCUCGGCCACAAUCUCAAUCACUGAAUCUGUUUAUCACUGCGACACAUGUUGGAUCUCACUGAUGCAUCAACUUUGUUUGACCAAAGCUCGGUAUCCAAACCUUUCAUAAAACUGCAUGAAGAUGUUCAAGUGUUGCUUUAGCACCUAAGUUGUAUACGUAGGUAUUAUUAAAGCUACUGUUGGUAAUCCUGGAUAAUCUGGCAAGACACAAAUUCCUGGCUGUGCACAUUUGUUUGUCUUUCCAGUUCUCAGUACAGGAAUUUGUCUUCCUGUGUUUUUCAGUCAUCUUGACAUGAACCAAAACUGGGGCGCUUGGUCUCCUCACUGUCGCCCCCUGGUGGCCUGUUUCCAUCACUGCUCUGUGGCUCUGGUCUCAGAUGUGUUUUCUCCAUCUGAGGUCUCGUGCAGUGAGUGACAGACAGGGUGAACGCAGACAGACAGUGAGUGACAGACAGGGUGAACGCAGACAGACAGGGUGAACGCAGACAGACGGUGAGUGACAGACAGGGUGAACGCAGACAGACAGGGUGAACGCAGACAGACAGGGUGAACGCAGACAGACAGUGAGUGACAGACAGGGUGAACGCAGACAGACAGGGUGAACGCAGACAGACGGUGAGUGACAGACAGGGUGAACGCAGACAGACAGUGAGUGACAGACAGGGUGAACGCAGACAGACAGGGUGAACGCAGACAGACAGGGUGAACGCAGACAGACAGUGAGUGACAGACAGGGUGAACGCAGACAGACAGUGAGUGACAGACAGGGUGAACGCAGACAGACAGGGUGAACGCAGACAGACGGUGAGUGACAGACAGGGUGAACGCAGACAGACGGUGAGUGACAGACAGGGUGAACGCAGACAGACGAUGAGUGACAGACAGGGUGAACGCAGACAGACAGUGAGUGACAGACAGGGUGAACGCAGACAGACAGGGUGAACGCAGACAGACAGGGUGAACGCAGACAGACAGUGAGUGACAGACAGGGUGAACGCAGACAGACAGGGUGAACGCAGACAGACGGUGAGUGACAGACAGGGUGAACGCAGACAGACAGUGAGUGACAGACAGGGUGAACGCAGACAGACAGGGUGAACGCAGACAGACAGGGUGAACGCAGACAGACAGUGAGUGACAGACAGGGUGAACGCAGACAGACAGUGAGUGACAGACAGGGUGAACGCAGACAGACAGGGUGAACGCAGACAGACGGUGAGUGACAGACAGGGUGAACGCAGACAGACGGUGAGUGACAGACAGGGUGAACGCAGACAGACGAUGAGUGACAGACAGGGUGAACGCAGACAGACGGUGAGUGACAGACACGGUGAACGCAGACAGACAGGGUGAACGCAGACAGACGAUGAGUGACAGACAGGGUGAACGCAGACAGACAGGGUGAACGCAGACAGACGAUGAGUGACAGACAGGGUGAACGCAGACAGACGGUGAGUGACAGACAGGUUUUCUGAAGUCGAUCGUUACUGAGCAUUAAUAACAAACUGUUGAAUUUGUCAUGAUGACGUCUCGCUCUGAGCUGUUGAUUAUCAUUUGAUAAAAGUUGUGUGUCUAUGGUUUUAUGGAUAUUUUGUGCAUGUGUGUGUUGUUUGCACAUGGUUGCUAAUGUUGGGAUGAGCUGUGUGAGUUUCUCUUCAUGACUCCGUGGCUGAUUGUAAUCUGACUCCAGCGCUGCUGGCAGUUUGGUUUAUGCUGAACCAAAAACAAACUUAUUUCUCUGCUCAUUGUUUUUUUCUAUUCUGCUUCUGAUGCAUUUUACAGAUUAAAAUACAUAUAAUCUGA
Platichthys flesus (European flounder) is the source of this 5964-nucleotide messenger RNA. It is a transcript of the gene prdm11, whose product is annotated as PR domain containing 11. Gene Ontology annotation, molecular function: protein binding. NCBI's taxonomy places the organism in Eukaryota, Metazoa, Chordata, Actinopteri, Pleuronectiformes, Pleuronectidae. The record is from RefSeq and is a predicted model, not a curated record. The transcript has 7 exons. The coding region runs from base 185 to 3385 and encodes 1066 amino acids.